GGUCUUUUCGCGGUGCCGCCGCCUGAGUAGGGUGAGUGCCGGCGGGCUGUGGCCGUGCGGGCUGUCUGCGGCCCUGCUCCCGGCAGCGCUAACGUCUGCCUCCCUCUCUUUUGCAGGAGCAGUCAUGCCGGCCAAGGGUCCCCUGCAGAGCGUCCAGGUCUUCGGGCGGAAGAAAACAGCGACUGCUGUUGCCCACUGCAAAAGAGGGAAUGGCCUCAUUAAAGUGAAUGGAAGACCUCUGGAAAUGAUUGAGCCUAGGACUUUGCAGUACAAACUGCUUGAACCUGUCCUCCUGCUGGGGAAGGAGAGAUUUGCUGGUGUUGACAUCAGAGUCCGUGUGAAAGGUGGUGGCCACGUAGCGCAAAUCUACGCUAUCCGUCAAGCUAUUUCCAAAGCAUUGGUGGCUUACUAUCAAAAAUAUGUUGAUGAAGCUUCCAAAAAAGAGAUCAAGGAUAUCCUAAUCCAGUACGACAGGACUCUGCUGGUUGCAGAUCCUCGCCGUUGUGAAUCCAAGAAAUUUGGAGGACCUGGUGCUCGUGCACGCUACCAGAAGUCUUACCGUUAAAAUUGUUCACCAGUCAUGUGACAGUCAAUAAACAUAAAGAGAAUUUGAUAAA
This is a messenger RNA of Gallus gallus (chicken), 617 nucleotides long. It is a transcript of the gene RPS16, whose product is annotated as ribosomal protein S16. The record is from RefSeq and is a predicted model, not a curated record. The transcript is spliced from 5 exons. Gene Ontology annotation, biological process: translation; maturation of SSU-rRNA from tricistronic rRNA transcript (SSU-rRNA, 5.8S rRNA, LSU-rRNA). Lineage: Eukaryota; Metazoa; Chordata; Aves; Galliformes; Phasianidae. Gene Ontology annotation, molecular function: structural constituent of ribosome; RNA binding. Gene Ontology annotation, cellular component: cytosolic small ribosomal subunit; ribosome. Bases 125 to 565 code for a protein of 146 amino acids.